AUGCUCCCUGAGGCUGUCUGGGGUGAAGGUGACAGGUCGGGAAGGCAGGUGGAGAAUCGGGCCGGUGAGCUCAUAGCAAAGGCGCCCAGCCGGGCGGGGGUGGGUGCUCUGUCCUAUAAAGCCCCCACAGGUUUGCAGCACUCAGAGGCCGCUGGAGACGGCACCAUGGCGGACUCCGAGGCAGUGCAGAGGGCUACAGCGCUCAUUGAGCAGCGGCUGGCACAGGAGGAAGAGAGUGAGAAGCUCCGAGGCGCUGCCCACCAGAAGCCGUCUAUGCACACGCUGGUGUUAGAGGAUGAGAAGCACCAGGGGGCUCAGAAUCUGGCUUUACAGAAGGUCAAGGGCCAAGAGCGAGUGCGCAAGACGUCCCUGGACCUACGGCGGGAGAUUAUUGACGUGGGCGGUAUCCAGAAUCUCAUCGAGCUGCGGAAAAAGCGGAAGCAGAAGAAGCGGGAAGCCCUGGCCGGCCCCCAGGAGCCGCCCCCGGAGCCCCCGGAGAUUACUGGCCCCGUGGAUGAGGAGACAUUCCUGAAAGCAGCAGUGGAGGGGAACAUGAAGGUCAUUGAGAAGUUCCUGGCCGAUGGGGGUUCACCUGACACCUGCGACCAGUUCCACCGGACAGCACUGCACAGAGCCUCCCUGGAAGGGCACAUGGAAAUCCUGGAGAAGCUUCUGGAUAGUGGGGCCACUGUGGACUUCCAGGACCGGCUGGACUGCACAGCCAUGCAUUGGGCCUGUCGUGGGGGCCACUUGGAGGUAGUGAAACUCCUGCAAAGCCGGGGAGCAAACACCAAUGUGAGGGAUAAGCUGCUGAGCACCCCCCUACAUGUGGCGGUCCGGACAGGACAUGUGGAGGUUGUGGGACACUUUCUAUCCCUGGGCCUGGACAUCAAUGCCAGAGACAGAGAAGGGGACACUGCCCUACAUGACGCUGUGAGGCUCAACCGCUACAGAAUCAUCAAACUGCUGCUCCUGCAUGGGGCUGACAUGAUGACCAAGAACCUGGCAGGAAAGACCCCCACAGACCUGGUGCAGCUGUGGCAGGCUGACACACGGAACGCCCUGGAGCACCCUGAGCAGGGACUGGAGCAGAACGGACUGGAGGGUCCUGCUGAGAGUGGGAGGGAGACCCCCCAGCCUGUGCCAGCCCAGUAAAUGGCUGUUCCUGCCCCCCC
Messenger RNA from Orycteropus afer afer, 1175 nucleotides. It is a transcript of the gene ANKRD2, whose product is annotated as ankyrin repeat domain 2. Gene Ontology annotation, cellular component: nucleus. Gene Ontology annotation, biological process: regulation of transcription by RNA polymerase II. Gene Ontology annotation, molecular function: RNA polymerase II-specific DNA-binding transcription factor binding. The record is from RefSeq and is a predicted model, not a curated record. Lineage: Eukaryota; Metazoa; Chordata; Mammalia; Tubulidentata; Orycteropodidae.